Parastagonospora nodorum SN15 is the source of this 1674-nucleotide messenger RNA. RefSeq lists its product as hypothetical. The record is from RefSeq and is a predicted model, not a curated record. Lineage: Eukaryota; Fungi; Ascomycota; Dothideomycetes; Pleosporales; Phaeosphaeriaceae. The transcript has a single exon. The coding region runs from base 1 to 1674 and encodes 557 amino acids.
AUGUCAUCCUCAUCCCUCUCGGAAGCUCUGUUCAACCAAAUCGACGGCUAUGUCGACGGGCUCGCCCCACAGAUCCAGCCCCGCAUCGCGUCCGAGCUGGAGCUGUUCCAACAAAAGACCAUCGACAGUCUAGAGACACAAGUCAUUGAUGCGUUCCGAUCGCUGUUCGACAAGAACAAGAGUGAUACCUCUGCCAGGGACCUCAACGAUUCAGCACCAGAUGCCUACGGCGGCCAAUCCCUGCCGUUUGCCGAUGAGAUCUCGAAGCUGGCUCAGGGCUUCGGCAGGCUCUCUGACGGAGCGAGUGAUGAUUUGCGCGAUAUCUUCGACCUUACAGAGAAUCGUGGCUCCCCAGACCAGGCCCGGUCACAGGAUUCCGGUUUCUCUGGCGGAGCGCGGGGCUUCCUAUCUUCUGCUAUUGAUGCUGUACAAGACCACUUGGAGAAGAACACUGGUGGUUCUGGUCAACCCGGCUUCGAAAUUGGAGGAAUGCUUGGUGUAAUCAGCAACACCCUCAAAGAUGCAUCUCGAAACCCCGAAGAGAAGGCCCGUCUCAUCAGCCCAGAGAUUAAGGAUAGAGUGGGCGAGAAGCUUCGUUCACAGCAUGGAAACAUCGCAGAGCAGUUUACACGGAUCGCUUUAGACCAUCUCAAGCGCUGGCUACGAGGUAACACGAGUACACGCGACAUCGGCGACGGCGCAAAAGGUGAAAUCGAAGACCGCGUGAAGGAUCUGGUGAAAGGCUUUGGCGGACUGUUUGGCAAGAAGUCGUCUAACGAGGAAGGUUCGCGGGGUAUUGAUGGUCCAGAUCGUGAUGGACAAUCCGAUGGAGACAGCGGCGGUUUCUCAAAGAUGAUAAGCGACAAGCUCAGCACAGGUCUUGCCAAGGUGCACAGAGAAGUACGAAUCGAGUUCCGAAAGGUAUUGGGUGAGAUCGAGAAGCAGCUGUUUGAGUUGUUGCCAGACCAGUUCCAGGCUCCGCUUGAAAAGAUCUUGGGUGGCAAUCCUUUCGACUCACAGCUCGACCGGGACGCUAGCGGUCAGGCUGAUCGGAGCUUCGGAGACGACAUCAAAGCCAAACUCGUUGGCAAGAUUCGCGAUCUUGUAAGAAAAGUACAAGAAACACUUCGCGAGAGCAUUCUCGGAGUUGUAAAUGGUGGCCAUCGGAAGCUUGAGCAUGAAAGCUGGUUCUUCGUGCAAAACAUCGUGGAGCAAAAGAUACAGAGAUACCUUCCCGAUGUCAAGAUCACGGUACCAGACGAUAUUGGAAACGAAGGUGUUAGUGUAGGAGCACCGGUUGCGAACACGGAUAUUGGUGGCGGAACGCAAUCCAUGCCUCCGUCAGGCGCUCAUCACGAGUCUGAACCGCCGAGUGGACAGUAUGGCGGACAACACCAAUCACAGCAAGGAUACAAUGCGCCUCCACAGUACCAAGACAGUCAGAAUUACCAAUCUGGAUCGUAUUCACAGCAGGGAAACCAGUCGUACCAGCAACAAUCCCAGUACGAUCGACCGAACCAAUACGCACCACCUCCUCAGGACUAUCAACAGAACCACAACCCCCCUCAAGGUCACUAUCAGCAACAAGGAGACACGUACCAGCAGCAAGGCAAUUACCAGAACAAUCAAUCGGGAGAUGGUUAUCAGCAGCAGGAUUAUAGACCGCGGUACUGA